AUGGCACCGCCCUCGGAGAAGAAGCAAAAGUCUUUGACGUCCUUCUUCACUCCCAAAACCGUGAAUGGGCUGGCUGCUGCCUUCCAGAAACAAUCACAGUCGCCAAUACAGUCUACAGCGACACAAGAAGAUGAGUCCCUACGCAAACGACAGCGCGAGAAACCGAGCGAUGAACCAGACGACCGAAAUACAAACGGCGCCAAGAAGACGAAGAUUGAAAACAAGCCCCAACCAGAUGUCGACCUGACCUCAUCCGCCAGAGCAGACCGAUUCCUUCAUACCGAGUACCCGAAUGGAUCAGCGGAACACAACAGCAAAGGCGACGACAAUGCUGAUGUUGAUGCCGAAACUAGACGCAUCAACCAGGAACUACAUAGAAAAUUUGUGAAAAAGCUUGGCCACCCGGAUGCGAUGGCAGGGCGCUGGGGCGGCGGCAAGUCUGAGCCAGCUGGGGAUGAUGACAACGCCGAAGGUGAAGAUGACGAUGACGAACCGCCGCCGCCGUCAAAGACAAAGAAAAAGGGCUCCAAGACGGGAAAGCUCACUCCGAUGGAGAUUCAGUUUCUUGACAUCAAGCGCAAACACAUGGAUACGCUCCUAAUCAUGGAGGUCGGCUAUAAGUUCAGAUUCUUCGGCGAGGACGCCCGAAUAGCGGCGAAAGAACUCAGCAUAGUCUGUAUACCAGGGAAGAUGCGGUACGAUGAACAUCCUUCAGAAGCACAUCUAGAUCGGUUUGCAUCUGCUAGUAUCCCAGUCCAUCGUCUGCCUGUCCACGCGAAGAGGCUGGUUGGUGCUGGUCACAAGGUCGGCGUCGUGCGACAGAUCGAAACUGCGGCUCUGAAAAAGGUCGGCGACAACCGCAACGCCCCCUUCACUCGGAAGCUCACCAACCUCUACACCAAAGGGACGUACGUGGACGAGGUCGGAGAACUUGACCACCAACCAGAAAGCGGAGCUCCAUCCGGGGGCUACUUGCUUUGUCUGACUGAGACGAAAGCGAAAGGUUGGGGUACCGACGAAAGGGUCGACGUCGGAAUCAUCGCAGUGCAGCCUGCGACUGGCGAUAUCAUCUACGACAACUUUGAAGAUGGUUUCAUGCGGAGCGAGAUUGAGACCCGCCUGCUGCAUAUCUCUCCUUGUGAAUUCCUCAUUGUGGGCGAGUUGACAAAGGGGACAGAGAAGCUUGUUCAACAUCUGUCGGGCACCAGUACCAAUGUCUUUGGCGAUAGGAGCCGGAUGGAGCGCGUGCCCCGGAGCAAGACCAUGGCUGCCGAGUCCUACUCACACGUCGCUCAAUUCUACGCCCACAAAGUCCAGCAAGCUUCGCGAGACGACAAGGCCAGUGCGCUGUUGGAUAAGGUCCUCAAACUCCCCGAGCCAGUCACAAUCUGCCUUUCCGCCAUGAUCAAUCACCUCAAGGAGUACGGAUUACAGCACAUCUUCGAUCUGACAAAGUACUUUCAGAGUUUCACCACACGCUCACACAUGCUUCUCAACGGUACAACACUUGAAAGCCUCGAAGUGUACCGCAACUCUACAGACCACGUUGAGAAGGGCAGCCUCUUCUGGGCGCUCGACAAGACUCACACCAAAUUCGGCCGCCGACUCCUCCGCAAAUGGGUCGGGCGCCCCUUGCUUCAUAUCGAGCAGCUGCAGGCCAGGCUGCAAGCUGUUGAAGAAAUGCUUUCCAAGCAGUCCACUGCCCCCGUCGAGCAGCUCGAGAAACUGCUGGUGCACACCAGGGGCGACCUCGAGCGCAGUCUCAUCCGCAUCUACUACGGCAAAUGUACCCGGCCAGAGCUCGUAUCCGUUCUUCAGACGCUGCAACGCAUCGGGACGCAGUACGCCAGGAUGGAUACAGCUGCCGACACACCGUUUGAUUCGUCCCUGAUCAACGACGCCAUCUGCGCCAUACCUCGCAUCCUCCCGUCUGUCACUUCGCAUCUGGAAAAGAUCAAUUAUCGUGCGGCCCAGGAGGAUGACCGCUACGGAUUCUUCCGCGAGGAGCACCAAAACGAGGACAUUCAAGACCACCAGAUGAACAUUGCCCAUGUGGAGUACGAGCUGGACCAACAUCGAGUUGUCGCAGCUGAAAAGAUCAAGAAGAAGAGUGUGGAAUACGUGACAGUCGCCGGCAUUGAGUACUUGAUUGAGAUAUCGAAUACCGACAUUAAGCAUGUCCCUGCCUCGUGGGCCAAAGUCUCAGGGACCAAGAAGGUGUCACGCUUCCAUACCCCUGAAGUUAUCCGCUUCACCAUCGAGCGGGACCAGCAUCGCGAGUCUCUGGCAGCCGCUUGUGACAAAGCAUUCAAAGAUCUACUCGCUGCCAUAUCCUCCGACUACCAGCCGCUCCGUGAUGCCGUCUCCGCUCUUGCAUCUCUCGACUGUCUCCUUUCGCUAGCCAAGGUGGCCGCCCAGCAAGGCUAUUCAAAACCGACCUUCUUACAAGACGACACGGAGCCUACAAUAUCGAUACAAAACGGCCGCCACCCCAUUGCCGAACACACUCUUGAGUCGGGCUACAUACCAUUCACAACAACCCUCGCGCACCCAGCUCCCUUGGCCCACCUUAUCACGGGCCCCAACAUGGGCGGCAAAUCCUCCUUUGUCCGGGCGACGGCCCUCCUGGUACUUCUCGCGCAAAUAGGAUCCUUUGUACCGGCGGAUGCCAUUCAACUCACUCUUUGCGACGCGAUACACACAAGGGCCGGUGCGCGCGACAACCUCUUCGCGGGCGAGUCGACAUUCAUGGUUGAAGUGUCGGAAACCGCACGCAUCCUUCGGUCCGCCACACCUCGCUCUCUCGUCAUCCUCGACGAGCUAGGUCGCGGCACCAGCACGCACGACGGCGCGGCCAUUGCGCAGGCCGUCCUGCAGCACGUCGUCACUGAGAUCAAGUGCCUCACCUUGUUCAUCACGCACUACCAGAACCUCGCGCGCGUCGCCGAAGGCCUAGACGCAGUCAAGAACGUGCACAUGAGGUUCACAGCGGAGAAAGGCGACGACGGAGAUGAGGAGAUCACAUUCUUGUAUGAAGUAGCAGAGGGUGUUGCGCACCGCUCUUAUGGUCUCAAUGUUGCCCGACUCGCUCGUCUGCCAAGGAAGGUCUUGGAUCUGGCAGCCGAGAAGUCUUCCGAAAUGGAACAUGGCAUGAGGACCAGAAGGUUGGGCGGAGCUGCUCGAAUGCUGACACAAGCUGUCUCGAGCAAUGGAACGGCUGACCACCUGGACCAGCUUAUCGCCAGCGUUGAGCAGCUAUGA
This is a messenger RNA of Emericellopsis cladophorae, 3261 nucleotides long. Its product is annotated as DNA mismatch repair protein-like protein. The record is from RefSeq and is a predicted model, not a curated record. NCBI's taxonomy places the organism in Eukaryota, Fungi, Ascomycota, Sordariomycetes, Hypocreales, Bionectriaceae. The coding region runs from base 1 to 3261 and encodes 1086 amino acids. Gene Ontology annotation, biological process: mitotic recombination; mismatch repair. The transcript has 2 exons. Gene Ontology annotation, molecular function: ATP-dependent DNA damage sensor activity; ATP binding; mismatched DNA binding. Gene Ontology annotation, cellular component: nucleus.